Molecule: messenger RNA, 174 nt
Organism: Ichthyophthirius multifiliis
Lineage: Eukaryota; Ciliophora; Oligohymenophorea; Hymenostomatida
Exons: 3
Biological process (GO): lipid metabolic process
Molecular function (GO): phosphoric diester hydrolase activity
Source: RefSeq, a predicted model, not a curated record
AUGGAUGUUUGGGAUGGUGAAGAUUAUUAGCCAGUAGUAUUAUAUGGUUAUACAUUAAAUUCUCGUGUUUUAUUAAAAGAUUGUUUUAAUUAAACUCUUACGAGAAGUAUUUUGGACUAUUAUAGGAUAAAUUUUUUGGCGGGGUCGGCUCUCUGUUUGAAAUAUAUGGUUUGA